AUGAUCUCCACAAUAGACCCAAGGCCACGAACCGUGGAUUCUAACACCGUUUCCCCUUCGUUGACGUCAAAUGCCGCCGCGAUUUAUUUGGAAUAUGACAUUGACAACCCCCCGCCUCAUCCGGGAUCGUCCUGGACGCGUUUCGUGUGCAUUUCCGACACCCACUCGCACAUUUACCCUAUCCCACCUGGAGACGUCCUGCUCCAUUCCGGAGACCUGAGCACAGGCAGCAAUUUCACGAAUUUUGUCCUGGCGAUCAAGUGGCUAAGCUCUUUGCACCAUCCUGUCAAAAUAGUAACAGCAGGAAAUCACGAUCUCUGUUUGGAUAAUGACUGGCGAGAAGACGGAGCACUGUCUUGCCUCACUGGUGUCGUAGUGGACUCUGACGUCGCAGACGCAGCGCAAAUGCUCGUCCGCAGUGACGUCAUACGCAACGCUGGAAUAUACUACCUCGAGCACGAAGCAGUAGAAGUGACUACUGCCGGCGGUCGGACCUGGAGAGUAUAUGGUUCUCCGGCUGCUCCUCGAAAUAAAGACCGAUAUGGUGCAUUCCAAUAUAAGUUCGGGGAGGGCAAGGAAAUCUACGACCGAAUACCACCGUCGACUGAAGUCCUCUUGACACAUACGCCCCCCUUGGGUACGUUGGACAAGACGAAGAGGGGUCAAGAGGCCGGUUGCAAGGACCUUGCCACCAGUUUAGCCAGUGAAACUCUCGUUGGUUGUAGAUUGCAUGUAUUCGGGCACAUCCACGAGGCUCAUGGCGCACGGAUCAACGAGAGUACCAACGGCAGGGUCAGCGUGAAUGCUGCUCUGGCACAUUGCGGGCAGGCUGUGAUCGUGGAUUUAAGAAAUUGA
Messenger RNA from Fibroporia radiculosa, 855 nucleotides. RefSeq lists its product as uncharacterized. Gene Ontology annotation, molecular function: hydrolase activity. The coding region runs from base 1 to 855 and encodes 284 amino acids. The record is from RefSeq and is a predicted model, not a curated record. The transcript is spliced from 5 exons. NCBI's taxonomy places the organism in Eukaryota, Fungi, Basidiomycota, Agaricomycetes, Polyporales, Fibroporiaceae.